Molecule: messenger RNA, 4214 nt
Organism: Elgaria multicarinata webbii
Lineage: Eukaryota; Metazoa; Chordata; Lepidosauria; Squamata; Anguidae
Gene: SMC4
Product: structural maintenance of chromosomes 4
Exons: 23
Coding region: 58-3939 (1293 amino acids)
Biological process (GO): mitotic chromosome condensation
Cellular component (GO): condensin complex; chromosome
Molecular function (GO): ATP hydrolysis activity; ATP binding; protein binding
Source: RefSeq, a predicted model, not a curated record
GAAGAUACAUUCCUUUUAUCAUUUGAUUGUUUGGAAUGCAAACAGCCAGUCGAAAUUAUGACAAGCAAAAGAACUAAAGUAUCUACAGCAGCCCAUCAUAAAGGCAGUGAGCCCUUGGAAGAGUCCUCUAAUGAUGGGGAACCUGAAAAAGAAGCCAGUAUGCACACCGCUAAAGUAUCUCACCAAGCUGUCUCAGACGGAGUAACUGACAAUCGAAGUUUAGAAGAGAUUUUGAGUAGCAUCUCUCCUCCCCCACCUCCAGCAAUGACCAAUGAAGCUGGAGCUCCUCGUCUCAUGAUAACUCACAUUGUAAACCAGAACUUCAAAUCUUAUGCUGGGGAGCAAAUUCUAGGACCGUUUCAUAAGCGUUUUUCAUGCAUUAUUGGACCAAAUGGCAGUGGAAAGUCUAAUGUAAUUGAUUCUAUGCUCUUUGUUUUUGGUUAUCGAGCACAAAAAAUAAGAUCCAAAAAACUCUCAGUACUGAUUCAUAAUUCUGAUGAACAUAGUGAUAUCCAGAGUUGCACUGUAGAAGUUCAUUUUCAAAAGAUUGUUGACAAGGAAGGGGAUGAUUAUGAAGUCAUUCCCAGCAGCAAUUUUUGUGUCUCCAGAACGGCCUACAAAGAUAAUUCUUCAGUAUACCAUAUCAGUGGGAAGAAAACAACAUUUAAAGAUGUUGGACUUUUGCUUCGAAGUCAUGGGAUUGAUCUAGACCAUAAUAGGUUCUUGAUUUUGCAGGGGGAGGUUGAACAAAUAGCAAUGAUGAAACCGAAAGGACAGAAUGAGCAUAAUGAAGGCAUGCUUGAGUAUUUAGAAGACAUAAUUGGAUCGGGCCGAUUAAAAGAGACUAUUCAAAUAUUAUGUCGAAGAGUUGAGAUAUUAAAUGAACAGAGGGGUGAGAAGUUGAACAGAGUUAAAAUGGUGGAAAAAGAGAAAGAUGCCUUAGAAGGAGAACGGAACAAAGCACUUGAAUUUCUUUCCUUGGAAAACAAAAUGUUCAAAGAAAAGAAUAAGAUAUAUCAAUACUACAUUUAUGAAUUGCAGAAGCGGAUAACUGAUCUGGAAACACAGAAGGAAAAAAUACAUGAAGACACUAAAGAAGUUAAUGAGAAAAGCAGUAAACUGGCAGAUGAAAUGAAAGAUAAGAAUAAAACUCUGAAAGAAGUUGAAAAGAAACUCAAUAAAAUCACAGCAUUUAUAGAAGAAAAUAAAAAUAAAUUCACAAAGCUAGAUUUGGAAGAUGUUCAAUUAAGAGAAAAGCUAAAACAUGCAAAAAGCAAGGCAAAAAAACUAGAGAAACAGCUUCAGAAGGAUAAAGAAAAGGUUGAAGAUGUGAGAAGUGUUCCUGCUAAUAGUACGGCUACUAUCAAUGAAGCAACAGCUAGGCAAGAAGUUCUGGAAAAGGAAAAGGAAAGGGUAGAGGAAAAACUAAAAGAGGUUAUGGACAGCCUCAAGCAGGAAACUCGAGGAUUGCAGAAAGAGAAAGAGGACAAAGAAAAAGAACUAAUGGAGUUCAGCAAAAUAGUUAAUGAAGCACGUUCAAAUGUAGAUGUGGCCAAGUCAGAACUUGAUCUCUACCUUAGUCGUCAUAAUAUUGCAGUAGCUCAAUUAAAAACAGCAAAAGAAGCUCUUCAGACUGCUUCAGGAACACUGAAGGAGAGGUUACCUGCUAUCAAAGAACUGGAGUUAAAAUUACCUCAAGCUGAACAUGAUCUAAGGAAGAAAGAGAAUGAACUUAACAAACUUGUAAAAGAGGAAGCAGACAUCAAAAAUUAUGUUCGAGACCUACGUCAGAAAGUAGAAGAAGCAAGAAGCUCAUUAUCAAUAAAUAAAAGCAGAGGAAAAGUUCUUGAAGCUUUAAUACAGCAGAAGAAAUCUGGAAACAUUUCUGGAAUAUAUGGAAGACUGGGUGACUUAGGAGCUAUAGAUGAAAAGUAUGAUGUUGCAAUUUCAUCAUCAUGUGGAGCAUUAGAUCACAUAGUUGUCGAUACCAUUGAUACAGCUCAAGUAUGCGUUAAUUUCUUGAAGAAACAAAACAUUGGAGUAGCAACUUUUAUAGGACUUGACAAGAUGGCAGUAUGGGAGAAAAGCAUGGGCAAAAUCCAGACUCCAGAAAACACUCCUCGCCUGUUUGACAUGGUAAAAGUUAAAGAUGAGAAGGUUCGCCAAGCCUUUUAUUUUGCGUUACGUGAUACUUUGGUAGCAAAUAACCUGGAUCAAGCCACCCGAGUUGCAUUCCAAAAAGACAAGAGAUGGAGAGUCGUAACUUUGCAAGGACAAAUUAUUGAACAGUCAGGGACAAUGACUGGAGGUGGUGGAAAAGUAAUGAAGGGCAGAAUGGGAUCCUCUGCUGUAGUUGAAACAUCAGAAGAUGAGGUAAAUGAAAUGGAAUCUCACCUGCAAAAGAAUUCCCAAAAAGCAAUGCAAUAUCAAGAACAGAAAGUGCAGCUUGAGGAAAUGAUAACAAAAUUGCGCCAGAGUGUCAGAGAAAUGAAAAACACAUUAGAAAAGUACAGUGCAAGUAUUCAGAGUUUAUCGGAGCAGGAAGCUCACUUAAAAGUCCAGGUUAAAGAACUUGAAGCAAAUGUCAUUGCUUCUGCUCCAGAUAAAAUCAAGCAAAAAGAAAUGGAGAAAAAAUGUAAUACUUUAAAAGAAGAAUAUGACAGGGUUGCUGCGAAAGCUAGUAAAUUGGAAGCAGAAGUUAAAAGACUACAUAAUCUCAUAAUUGAAAUCAAUAAUAGUAAACUUAAAGCACACCAAGACAAUCUUGAGAAGAUAAACAAGGAAAUAGAUCAGUGUGCUUCUGCUAUUACUAAAGCUCAGGUGGCAAUCAAGACAGCAGAUAGAAAACUGAAAAAAUCGGAGGAUGCUGUUCUUCGUACUGAAAAAGAAAUUGAAGAGAAUAAAAAGAACAUACGAGACUUAACUGAACAGCUGAGUACACUAGAAGAAAGAGCUGCUGAAGUUAUAAAUGACAGCAAAAAUGCUGAAGGGUCCUUACCAGAGAUUCAAGAAAAGCAUCGCUCUGUGCUUCAAGAGAUUAAAACUAUCCAAGAAGAAGAGCAUUUGCUUCAAGAGGCAGCUCUUAGUAUUAGACUUAAAAUUGAACAGCUAGACAGUCAUGUUGCAGAGCAUCAAUCAAAGAUUAAGUAUUGGCAGAAGGAGAUAUCAAAACUAUCGCUGCAUUCUGUGGAAGACAAACAAGUUGAAGAGCUUCCAAUGUUCGGUCAAGAAGAACUCGAGGCUAUUAAAGAUACGGAUAUUAUAACCAAUCAGAUUGCUCUUUUAGAAGCUCAGUGUCAUGAAAUGAAACCAAACUUGGGUGCCAUUGAUGAAUAUAAUAAAAAGGAAGAAUUGUACCUAAAACGUGUGGCAGAGUUGGAUGAAAUUACCACGGAGCGAGACAACUUCAGAGAAGCUUAUGAAGAUCUUAGAAAAAAUAGGCUUAAUGAGUUUAUGGCAGGAUUUAAUGUAAUAACAAACAAGCUAAAGGAAAAUUACCAAAUGCUUACAUUAGGAGGAGAUGCAGAACUAGAGCUUGUAGAUAGUUUGGAUCCUUUCUCUGAAGGAAUCAUGUUCAGUGUUCGGCCACCAAAGAAAAGCUGGAAAAAGAUAUUUAACUUGUCGGGUGGAGAGAAGACACUUAGCUCACUGGCUUUGGUUUUUGCUCUGCAUCAUUACAAACCAACUCCCCUUUACUUCAUGGAUGAAAUUGAUGCAGCCCUUGAUUUUAAAAAUGUAUCCAUUGUAGCAUUUUACAUAUAUGAACAAACGAAAAAUGCACAAUUCAUCAUUAUUUCUCUGCGGAACAACAUGUUUGAAAUUGCAGACAGACUAAUUGGUAUUUACAAAACUUAUAAUACAACAAAAAGUGUUGCAACAAAUCCUAAAGUGAUUGCAUCAAAAGGACAUGCUGAACUUGGUUCUGUAGGAUGUUUCUGAAUGUGGAAAUAGUUUUUUUUAUUUUAACCAGUAGCUUUCUCUAAUGAACAUAUCCGCAAUAUUCAGCUUAACACCAGUUUGUAAAUGGUUUUAAAAUUUAGCAUCUUACUUAGGGUCCUUUAUCCUAUUAAAAACAUGAACCCACUUAAGCUCUGAAGUAAUGUUUAAAAUAGAACUGGGAUCAAAUUAUUGUGUGGUUAACCAUCACAGUUAUCAUUCAGCAGCAGUACACUUUUGGGAGGUAAGAGUGGUUGAUUUUUUAAUAAAGCAUUUUA